AUGCCCAAGUCCAACAGUCGGCGUCUCGACAAGGACGAGAAGAAUGUCCUGCUCCACCUCUUACAGGCGCCCAAGCUGACCAACUGCGACAUUGCCCGCAUCCUCAAGGUCGACGAACGGACCAUCAGCCGUCGACGGAAACAGCUCAGGACUCUCGGCCACCUGAGCCCUGAGAGGAACGUCAAGGGCGCCGAGAAGCUUCAUGACUGGCAGCUCGAGAGAGUCAUCUCCCUUCUUGACGAGAACCCUGACCUGCAACUAAAGGACAUCAAGGACUUUUUGCAGACCGAGUACGACCUCAACGUCACCGUAUCCACGAUAAGCCGCCAGCUGUCAAGGGCAAACCACGCCCGGGCCAGGAGGCCAGGCUACAAGGGCAAACGACCCGACCUGCAGCCUCCGGAGCCGCCAGGCCCUGCCCAGGACCAGCUUCAACAUGGAUUAGACGACGCAGCAGCCGGCGAGCAGCCGGGCCAGAGCCAGCCUCAUGCAGUCAGUGAGCUGCAGCCCACGGCUGCCUCGCAGCAGGAUCGCCCGCUGCUGCUGAGAUGUCCCUACUUCGCGGCUAAUCCUCAGCGUUACAUGAGCCACCCCUAUUGCCAGAGCGCCUGGCCUACCGCCCGUGAUGCCAAGGACCAUGUCGUGCGGCAGCAUUCUGUCCCCAGGUUUAGGUGCAACCGCUGCAUGGAACACCUGGACGACAACACCGCCCUCAUCCUGCACCAGCGGGCGCCAGAUCCUUGCCCUCUGCGGGAGUGGGUGGCACCCGAGGGCGUCGACGAGGAACAGAAGGAGAAGUUGCGGAGGAUAGGCCAGGGCGACGAGGUCGAGAAGUGGAAAAGGAUGUUUCGCGUUGUCUUUCCCGGGCUUGAGGAUAUGCCCAACCACCUGAUACAUGAGACUGCAUAUUUUACAGCUAUUGACCCUGCCUUGGGGGCUCUCCCACAGGCAGAUCAGACAAACCAGGCGGCGGAGGCGAUGGCGGUAGCAACAAUAGCAGCCACUGAAUGA
Diaporthe amygdali is the source of this 1011-nucleotide messenger RNA. RefSeq lists its product as uncharacterized. The record is from RefSeq and is a predicted model, not a curated record. Lineage: Eukaryota; Fungi; Ascomycota; Sordariomycetes; Diaporthales; Diaporthaceae. The transcript has 5 exons. Bases 1 to 1011 code for a protein of 336 amino acids.